Molecule: messenger RNA, 1463 nt
Organism: Homarus americanus (American lobster)
Lineage: Eukaryota; Metazoa; Arthropoda; Malacostraca; Decapoda; Nephropidae
Product: organic cation transporter protein-like
Exons: 6
Coding region: 45-1463 (472 amino acids)
Biological process (GO): transmembrane transport
Cellular component (GO): membrane
Molecular function (GO): transmembrane transporter activity
Source: RefSeq, a predicted model, not a curated record
ACUUGGUGUGUGAGAGGACAUCACUACGGCCACGCUACCAGCAGAUGUUUGCCACGGGCGGUAUACUAGGCUCUUGGAUCGUUGGUCCACUGGCAGAUUUGCUGGGACGCAAGAGAGGUAUCCUAGUAGGAGGGCUGCUGGGACUACCAGCGUGUCUGGGUGUGGCCUUGGCGCCGUGGUACCCCGUAGUCAUGUUGCUCAGACUGGUGGCAGGUGGUUGCAGCAGGAUGAUUAUUAUAAGCUUUACUGUCUUGUUGAUGGAGACGACACCUCCCAAAUACCGGUCUGUCGUGGGGAUAUUUAUGGGAAUACCUUACGGCUUAUUCCUGGUCGUCUUCGCCAUCUCUGGCUACUUCGUCAGGGAGUGGCGCUACCUCCAGCUGAUAUGUGCCUUACCUGUCUGCCUCAUACUGCUUUGCUAUCUGACCUUGAAUGAGUCACCCCGCUGGCUGGCACAACACGGCCGUGGGAAGGAGGCGGCAGAGCUGUUAGUAAGAGCUUCGGAGUAUAACCGCUCACCCAUUCCGGGCACCUUCAAGCCUUUUCUCGACAAACUCAGAAAGCAGUCACAGGAACCGCCAACCAGCCCGCAGGAAGUCCAGGGUCAGCAGUCCCCCAAAGAGGCCGCCAGUAAGCGUUUGGUAGAGAAGAUGAAGGCCAUGUGGCAGUACUUCAGGUCCCCAGCCAUGUUAGUGAUUAUGUUGGUGACACCUCUGAUGUGGUUCCUGGUAAACAUCAUCUCCUUCGCCAUAACACUCAAUGCUAAUAACUUCACGAGCUUAGCUGUCAUGACGAUCAUGACACUGGAGACCCAGCUUGAAUCAAGGAAACACAAACUGAAAAACCUGUGCCGUACUCGUUGGGUGGAACGCCUAGAUGUCCUAGCAACCUUUGUGGAGUUACAUUCCACAGUGGUGGCCUGCUUGGAGAAGAUUGUGGAGGGUGGUCCUGCAAUCUGGUCCACAGACUCACUGGCUGAUGCCCAGACCCUGCUGCUCGCCAUCACCAGCACAGGGUUCAUUGUGUCCCUGGUGAUCACCAACAAUGCACUAGGGUACCUGAAAGGUGUGACCACUAGCCUUCAGGCAGAGGCUAAGGACAUAGUUGAGGCCAGCAGUGAAGUUAACUAUCUUAAAGCAGCACUACAAGACGUCCGAAACAACAUGGAUGAUCACUACACUGAUUGGUUUUGUCAGGCAGAACAGCUGUGUGAGGCUGUAGGUAUCACACCUUCCAUGCCCAGACGCUGCAAACGCCAACAACACCGAGACAACAUGCCAGCUGAAGGACCAGCUGAAUACUACAAGAGAACUGUGACCAUUCCAUUCCUAGAUCAUCUCCUGGCACAGCUGGAGAUGAGGUUCACCCACCUGCACCAGAAAGCCUUCCAGGGACAUUAUCCCAUUCAUCUUGGCAACUGUGACACCAGCAGAGGGAAACAGAAGAAUACAGGAGCUGGUUGA